GCGUGCACUUGAGGGACGUAGGAAAGAGACUAAUUUCUGCGACGAUGUUUUCCACCUACUUCAGAGCGUUACGGGCUACUAGCAAAUUUGGCUCAUUGGCACGUUACGAGUCCACUUUGGUUAUCGCGGAGCACAACAAUGAAAGUCUGCUACCUAUCACCAGCAACGCACUGACGGCUGCUAAGAAGAUCGGCGGUGAUGUAAUUGUAUUAGUCGCUGGCUCCAAGUGCCAGGCGGUGGCACAAAGUGCAUGCAAGGCCCAGGGUGUCUCCAAGGUCCUUCUUGCGGACAGCGAUGCCUUCAAGGGAUUCACCGCCGAAUCUUUGACGCCGCUUAUAAUUACACUGUGUAACGAGCAUAAGUUCACACAUGUAUUAGCAGGUGCAAGUGCGUUUGGUAAAGCUCUGCUUCCUAGGGUCGCAGCUAAGUUAGACGUAUCUCCAGUAAGCGACGUCAUCGACAUAAAGACAUCGGAUACGUUUAUACGUACUAUAUACGCUGGCAAUGCCAUUCAGACUGUCAAAUCUAAAGACAAUGUAAAAGUGGCAUCUGUAAGAGGUACUUCUUUCGCAGCGGCACCUCUGGAAGGAGGUGAUGCCAAGUGCGAAAACGUGGCUACCGAUGGCUACACUGCGAACCAAGUGCAGUAUAUCAAGCAAGAGCUCAGCAAAUCCGACAGGCCGGAAUUAACAUCCGCGAAAGUCGUGAUUUCCGGCGGGCGUGGAAUGAAGUCCGGAGAAAACUUCCAGUUAUUGUACACACUGGCGGAUAAGCUUAAUGCGGCGGUAGGGGCGUCUCGUGCCGCGGUUGAUGCCGGAUACGUGCCAAACGAUCUUCAAGUAGGACAGACUGGCAAGAUCGUUGCUCCUGAUUUGUACGUAGCGGUUGGGAUUUCGGGAGCGAUUCAACAUCUUGCUGGAAUGAAGGAUUCCAAGACAAUAGUGGCAAUCAAUAAAGAUCCAGAGGCACCCAUCUUUCAAGUUGCGGACUACGGAUUGGUGGCGGAUUUAUUUAAAGUCGUACCCGAGCUCACGGAGAAAUUGUAAAUCGCAUAUCUUCCGGGCAGACAGAUGUAUAUUCUUGUAUAAUUUUGUUACGCUUUUCUUGUUAGUAUGAUAAGGAUGUGUGGAAUUAAAAAUUUUAUAACAAUUUUAUCACGUU
Messenger RNA from Dinoponera quadriceps, 1161 nucleotides. RefSeq names its product electron transfer flavoprotein subunit alpha, mitochondrial (gene wal). Bases 45 to 1046 code for a protein of 333 amino acids. The record is from RefSeq and is a predicted model, not a curated record. Gene Ontology annotation, molecular function: flavin adenine dinucleotide binding; electron transfer activity. Gene Ontology annotation, cellular component: mitochondrion. NCBI's taxonomy places the organism in Eukaryota, Metazoa, Arthropoda, Insecta, Hymenoptera, Formicidae. The transcript has 4 exons.